Patella vulgata (common limpet) is the source of this 1956-nucleotide messenger RNA. Its product is annotated as eukaryotic initiation factor 4A-I. Gene Ontology annotation, cellular component: cytoplasmic stress granule. The transcript has 10 exons. NCBI's taxonomy places the organism in Eukaryota, Metazoa, Mollusca, Gastropoda, Patellidae. The record is from RefSeq and is a predicted model, not a curated record. The coding region runs from base 21 to 1415 and encodes 464 amino acids. Gene Ontology annotation, biological process: cytoplasmic translational initiation. Gene Ontology annotation, molecular function: RNA binding; translation initiation factor activity; ATP binding.
AAUUACGCCUAUAAUUUCAGAUGAGCGAUUAUUUGAAAACAAGUCAAAGAAUCGGCCUAAACUCCAAGACAUCCCAGUCACAGGAGGGAAAUCACGAAAUAAGUGACUUCAAGCCGUCUUCUGGCCAACUAAAGGGAAACAACUCCAAAACUAGCUACAACGAUCAAGAAAAUGGCCCAUUUACCAAUGACGAGUCUCAGACAACGGGGCCACCACCCACCAAAGACGGCCAAAAUGAGUACUACCCAGAUGCAAAUGAAGUUAUUGAGAGUAACUGGGACACAGUUGUCGAGUCAUUUGAUGAAAUGGGCCUCCGAGAAGAACUCUUGAGAGGAAUCUACGCCUAUGGUUUUGAAAAACCUUCAGCUAUCCAACAAAGAGCUAUUAUUCCCUGUAUAAAGGGACAUGAUGUUAUUGCCCAGGCUCAGUCUGGCACAGGCAAAACAGCCACAUUCUCUAUAGCUAUAUUAGAAAAGCUAGAACUUAAAGAUGUAAAUAUUCAAGCUCUUGUAUUAGCUCCUACCAGAGAAUUGGCUCAGCAGAUCCAGAAAGUGGUUCUUGCUCUGGGUGAUUAUAUGGGUGCUCAAUGCCAUGCUUGCAUUGGAGGUACUAAUGUCAGAGACGAUCAGCGUCGAUUGGAAAAUGGUGUCCAUGUUGUAGUUGGUACACCCGGUCGUGUUAACGACAUGAUACAGAGGAAGUCCAUGAGAACGAAUGAAAUUAAAUUGUUUGUACUAGAUGAAGCUGAUGAAAUGUUAUCCAGAGGUUUUAAAGAUCAGAUUUAUGAUGUUUUUAGGAAAAUGCCUACUGAAAUUCAGGUUAUCUUGUUAUCUGCUACAAUGCCUACUGAUGUACUGGAGGUGACGGAUAAAUUCAUGAGGAAACCUAUCCGUAUUCUGGUCAAGAAAGAGGAAUUGACCCUUGAGGGUAUUCGUCAGUUUUAUAUUUCAGUGGAAAUGGAGGAAUGGAAAUUGGAUACAUUAUGUGAUCUGUAUGAGACACUCACUAUUACCCAGGCUGUUAUUUUCUGUAAUACAAGGAGGAAGGUAGAUUGGUUGACUGAGAAAAUGACCCACAGAGAUUUUACUGUAUCUGCCAUGCACGGAGACAUGGAUCAGAAAGAACGUGAUAUAAUUAUGAAGGAAUUCCGAUCGGGAUCCAGUCGUGUUUUGAUCACAACUGAUUUAUUAGCCCGAGGAAUUGAUGUACAACAAGUUUCACUUGUUAUCAAUUAUGAUCUUCCAGCCAAUAGGGAGAACUACAUUCAUAGAAUUGGACGAGGAGGUCGAUUUGGAAGAAAAGGUGUUGCUAUAAACUUUGUCACUCGUGAUGAUAACCGUGUUUUACGCGACAUUGAAUCAUUCUACAAUACUACUAUUGAAGAGAUGCCUAUGAAUGUUGCUGACCUACUUUAAUGCUAUUGUUGUUAGUGUGGAAAAUUCUGGAAUAUCAGUCAUUUUUUUUAAAAUAUCGAGGCGAUUAAUAUUCAAGGCUAUUUUGACAACAGUUGACUCUGCGAUAUAUUUGCUGGUGUUUUUAACACACAAUCAAAGUUAAUACAUAGCGAUUAAUGUCUUUAUCAUUAUUUUGAACAAGUGUAUUUUUAAAAUAUUUAAUAUUUGUAAAAACUCAUUGUUAUUAUUAAUCUUUUCAUGUAUUUAGUUCUGUGCUACUUUUUGGAGAAGUUUGAAGACAUCUCAUAGUGCUGUGCAAGCAUCUGAAGUGUUGAUCCCAAUAUAUUAUAUAACAAUUUUGAUCAUUGCUGUAUGAUACUCUGUAGCUUGUACAAUUUAAGUGUCGUUUUCUAUUAUUUUUUUUUGAAAAAAAAUACCAUGUGCAAAAAGAAAUUCAGUCGGCUCUCUGAGCAUGGGGAAAACCCAGUUAAAUCUGGGUUAGUUGACUUUUCUCCUAUAACAAAAUUAAAUAGAUGUAUUAAAAUAAAUAUGUAUUAUCUCA